AUGAAAUCAAUUCUUUGUGGUGUUUGUGAAUUUGAAAAUAUUCAAGAAGCUUGUUUGAAACUAACUAAAGAGUUCUUUAGAGACGAUACAUUGUUGGUUCUUAUUCUUUGUCUCCCAAAAUUAAACUUGGAGAUGCCGCUCAAGUGCAAAGGCAAAGGGUUAAUUGCUUAUCAUUACUUGGAGGUCAAUCUAGCCAUCAGUGAGAUACUACUCAUCAAACUUAAUGUUCUUAUUUGCUUGUUGACAAAUUUGAGUGUGGUUGGCAAUUGGACGUUGGUGCUCAUAUUGUUUUGCAUUAUGGAGGAUACUAAGGGAGUUUAUAGGGCAUCGGAUUGUUGCAAGAACAUUUUGAGUUCCAAGCAUCCAAAUUUUGAUGUUGGUCGAUUGCUGCAUCCACCUUUUAAGGUUAGUCGCAUGUCUUUAAUUGCUUUUUUUCAUUCAGUCGCAGAUUAUCUAGAAAAUUAUGUGCAUAAUUAUUAUAGAGUGCCAUUUGGUUUUAUAGUUUUUUCCGGCAAUAUGCCAACUUAUUUUGCCCCUGCUUAUUUCUGUAAAAUAAUUGAGGAUAUCCAAAUACGUGAAAAAAUUCUUUUGCAGGAGUCACUCAAGAACAUCCAGAUUGAUGCACUCCGUAUUCAAGGAUUGUGCCCUUGGCUGUUAACAAUGAAAGUAGUUGUUCAAGCACGAAUCGAUCAAUUUGAAGACUUGUUAUCCUUUGCUCAUCAACUAAUUUUGCACUUCGCUUAG
Molecule: messenger RNA, 744 nt
Organism: Olea europaea var. sylvestris
Lineage: Eukaryota; Viridiplantae; Streptophyta; Magnoliopsida; Lamiales; Oleaceae
Exons: 7
Coding region: 1-744 (247 amino acids)
Source: RefSeq, a predicted model, not a curated record